Aspergillus wentii DTO 134E9 is the source of this 1804-nucleotide messenger RNA. RefSeq lists its product as uncharacterized. The transcript has 3 exons. Gene Ontology annotation, molecular function: transmembrane transporter activity. NCBI's taxonomy places the organism in Eukaryota, Fungi, Ascomycota, Eurotiomycetes, Eurotiales, Aspergillaceae. The coding region runs from base 81 to 1523 and encodes 480 amino acids. Gene Ontology annotation, biological process: transmembrane transport. The record is from RefSeq and is a predicted model, not a curated record.
CCUCCUUUCCUUUCCCUCCUUUCUCCCAUCGUUCCUUUUCUCUUCCUUUUUCAACGGCACAACUCUGAAACGAGGCCGUCAUGGCGUCUAGCGAGCAUCUGGGUGGUACCACUAAUGAUCCUGCAGUGGAUGGGUCUCUAGAAGCAGCCACUGGUAUUCCAGAUGAUGAGACUAAUCCAUCACUGCCUCAGAGCUGGUCAAACUCUCGGAAAUGGCUCAUCGUGAUCGCCUUGUCAUUGAUGUCCCUGAUGGCCAACAUGUCGCUCGUCAUCUGCUCUCCGGCAACUUCUGCCAUAGAAAAGGAGUUCAACAAUUACAGCAGCUUUCUUUCAGUCUUCUACAUCACCAUCCCCAAUCUCGGUCAAGCCAUCUCUCCACUCUAUAUUGGCCCCUUGUCCGAGCGUCUCGGGCGUCUGCCAGUCUGUCACUUUUUCAAUGUCUUGUUCCUAAUUUUCACCAUGAUCGCAGGCUUCAGCAACAGCAUCGCCAUGAUCAUUAUCUUCAGGUUCCUAGCUGGCUCGUCCAUCGCUUCCAUUUGCCUGAACCCGGCCAUCACCGGCGAUCUAUUUGCCAUCAAGAAACGUGGAUCCGCCAUGUCAAUCACGAGUAUGAUUCCUAUCCUUGGUAGUGCCGUGGGCCCCAUUGCCGGAGGUUACAUUACGCAGUACCUUAGCUGGCGCUGGACGUUCUGGCUGAUGGCGAUUGUCACUUCCUGCAUGUCGCUAUUCAUGGCUCUUGUCCUGAAAGAGUCCUAUGUGCCGGUAAUACGCCAAAAAGCACUGAAGAAGGCUAAUGGGUCCGAGGAAAAGGUCGAAUCACCAUCAAAAUACUUCACAGGAUGGAAUGUGACAACAGUCAAGGCACUGGCUCUGCUCACCAUACGUCCCUUUGUCAUCUUAAGCCGCUCUCGCAUCGCAGUGCUUAUGGGCUUUUACCUGUCAAUUCUAUUCGCCUAUGUCUCGCUCAUCGCCGCGACCCUUGCAACUGUCUUUCAGGAAACCUAUGGCUUCUCUGAGAGUCAAUCGGGCCUCAUUUACAUCGCUUUAACUAUUGGCACGCUGACCGGCGCUCUCAUGUGCCGCUUCACCCUCGAUUACUUCCUGCUACGGGGAUUGUCGGCCAAAAAGCCCAAUGAUUCAGAUUGUGCCACUCCACGCCCUGAAAACCGUCUGAUACCGAUCAUCCCCGCGAUGGUCGCUUUUCCCAUCGGCCUAUUCCUGUACGGCUGGUCGCUCCAGAGACGCUUCCACUGGAUCGUGCCGACCCUAGCUACCGUGCUAUGUGGCUUUUCGCUGUCCAGUAGCACAACCCCGAUCAUGAACUACCUGGUGGAUAUUUUUGGGGAUCGCUCUGCUUCUGCUGUUGCCGCUGUGCUGCCUCUACGCUACAUUUCUGGCGCUUUUAUGCCUGUCGCUGCUCCGUAUAUGUACUCUAAACUCGGCUACGGCUGGGGUAAUUCAUUACUGGCGUUUGUGCUGCUGGUCGUCGUGCCCAUACCGCUGCUGGUAAUUGUCCAGCCGUAGAGGAUGAGAGCGCUGACAGUUGUGCGGUGAGCAGAUAGACUAGAAUAGAUUGUUGGUAAAUAACAUUUUGGGAAUAAGAUACCAUUCAAGCUAAAAAGGUGUCAGCUGGGACGCUAAUUAGGUGCUAAAGAUGCAACUAUUGCUCUUUAACACGCUGACUUUUGGGCAAUUCUUGGUAAAGCGUACUGCCUAUAUAGGAAGGUGGUUGAAGUUGUGGUGGCGAAUUGUUUACCUAUUUAGUCUAGAUAAAGAAGCAAUAUUAACAAAGAGAUCUAUCAACC